This is a messenger RNA of Talaromyces marneffei, 843 nucleotides long. RefSeq lists its product as uncharacterized. The record is from RefSeq and is a predicted model, not a curated record. The coding region runs from base 1 to 843 and encodes 280 amino acids. The transcript has a single exon. NCBI's taxonomy places the organism in Eukaryota, Fungi, Ascomycota, Eurotiomycetes, Eurotiales, Trichocomaceae.
AUGGACACCAAAAGCAACACCGUUAUCCUAAGGUCGUCGGACGACUGGAGAAAGUGGAUAGAACAACUCCGAACAGAGGCAACAAAGGAGGAUGUUUGGGAAUAUAUUAACCCAAAUCCGAACCCGGAUGAUAUGGAGCUUGAUUCAGCACCGACCAAGCCCAUAAGACCGACGAAGCCAACCCUGAGCGACCAGGCCCAGAACGCCGCUAAUAAUGUGCUGUUAACUCAGACAUACCAAACCGAUAUGACCGCAUAUCAAUUCGACCAGAUUAGGUACCAAGAACACCAAACUCGUAUGAAGAAAGUACGCGGCCAUAUUCUCAACACGGUGUACGUGGGACACAAGCCUAUGAUUAGGGAUAUUAGCGACGUUAAAGAAAUUGUCAAAAAGCUUCAAGGAAAGCUUGGCCCUAAAGAAGGACGAGAAAAAUCCUUGCUUACCAAGCGAGAGCGAGAGCUCACCCAACCAAAACGAGGCAUGAAGCCCAAAGAAUUAGUAAAGAAAUGGCGAGACCUCAGAAUGGACAUGAAUCUUGCUAAUUUCACAGCAAUUCCGUCAGAACAAUUGACAAGGGACUUCAUUGAUUCAACCGAGGGCGUUUUACCUAAAUUUCACGACACUUGGUCAACUAGGAUUAUUGAUUUGGACUCCGGCAUGAGCGACAGCUUGCUCAAAAAGGUGCCAGAUAUCGACGAUAUCAUGGAUUCUUUCGAUCGCUGGGUCGAGGAUUACACCAAAUCAGAACGACCUUCCCAAAGAGAUAUCGCCAUGGCCACAUUGGACGGUAAAACGGAUCAACCUGGGAAGAACGAUCAACAAUCUGCAAAUCAAAAAUCUUAA